Antechinus flavipes (yellow-footed antechinus) is the source of this 3027-nucleotide messenger RNA. RefSeq names its product tetratricopeptide repeat protein 39B-like. The coding region runs from base 579 to 2303 and encodes 574 amino acids. The transcript has 5 exons. The record is from RefSeq and is a predicted model, not a curated record. Lineage: Eukaryota; Metazoa; Chordata; Mammalia; Dasyuromorphia; Dasyuridae. Gene Ontology annotation, molecular function: protein binding. Gene Ontology annotation, biological process: negative regulation of cholesterol storage; regulation of cholesterol efflux; cholesterol homeostasis.
AGCUAUUGACACUUCCUCCGCCCGCCGCCGUGUUAGGAUCGCGCCGAUGCGGCCUCCGGAGGUCAUCGACCCAUCGAUGAGUCGGGAGCCUGACCCAGGUGUGGAAAGUGCAGAAAAUGUAGUAAUGAAGAACUGUUCAUAAUUAACCUUUCAUCACUGGAGGCUGAAGUAAAAUAUACACAAGAUUCCUCCAUCAACAAAGGCAAGGCACAGCUGAAGAGAAUAGGGGUCUGAGAAUUUAGAUGUGGAAUGCAGUUGAGCUACAAAGAAAGCCUAGGGAGCCCACAAAAGCAACAUGCCUAAAAGUGAUGCUGUGCCUACAAGGAACAGUUUAAGGAUACCACAAAAAGAGAAAAGAGACAAGGGCUCCACAGUGCUGGAGAUGUGCCGCAGGUUAGGAGAGAAACAAGGAUGGUGAAAGAACUUGAAAUCCUGCCAUAUGAUGAUUGAUUGAAGGAACUGAGAAGACAUAAAGGGGAAUAAGAUAUCUGUGUUCAGGAAAGAAGAAGCAAUUUGUUUUCAACUACAUCAUUGCACUCCAUAUACGUUAUAUAUCUUCUCCAGAGUGGAAAACAAAUAUGGCAUUUCCUAGAAUUGUAAUGGAAAGUGAGGAGGAGGACCAUUUUGAAGAUGCCUUUGAAGAAAUUCCAGUACCAACAUCAAUCGACCUUCCUUCAUCCAUAGAAGAAAGUACGAUAGGAUUGUAUUUAUUUCUAAGUAAUAAAUUCUCAGAAGCUAUGGAUUCACUUCGUCCGUUAUAUAAUAAAAGCAUGUACCAUGCCCUUAUCUAUGGCAUUAUUGUGGUUCUUAGGGCCUUCCUGACUUUAAAUCCACAAGAUAUACAAAUGGCAAACACCACAAUGAAUGAAGUUUUGAAAACUUGUGAAAAAUUCAGAAAAAAAACCUCAAUGAUUAGUUCGCUGUCUCGUCUAAUUUAUAAAAAAGGAAUAAGCAUAGUUAAGGAAGAAGAAUUUCAUGCAGAACUCUGCUAUGCUCAAAGUUUAUCCCUGAAAGCAUCUUUGAUACUUUUACAAGAAGAAAAUAUGUUUAGUUUUCUCAAAUCUGGAAUUAAUUUUGGGCUAAGUUAUCAAAUAUAUAGAGAUUGUCAAGAGCUAUUUUUACAUUUACCAAACUACCAAAGCAAAACCCAGAAACAUUUGGCUGGAGGAAUAAAAUUUGGAAUUGGAAUAUUCAAUUUGAUAACAGCACUGGUACCACCUAAGGUUCUUUCACUAUUGAAUUUUGUUGGUUAUCCUGGCAAUUUGGAAUUAGGUCUCACUUCACUCUAUGAAGGUGCAUUAUCUUCCAGUAUUAACAACAUACUAUGUUUGUUAACCUUGUUCCUAUAUUAUAGUUACAUCUCUGUAACUCUUGGCACUGGAAAGGAAAAGAAGCAUAAUUUAGAAGCUCUCCUUUUAAGUUAUCUCAGGAAGUUUCCAAACUGUGUCUUCCUUGUUUUUUGUUAUGGACGCUUAAACAUGCUAAAAGGGAAUUUUGACUAUGCAGAGUUAAAACUUCAACAAUGCAUUUUUUUACAAAAUGAAUGGCAGCAACUUCAUCACUUCUGCUACUGGGAACUUAUGUGGUGCUACAUUUUCCAGCAGGAAUGGCGUUCUGCUUACCACUAUGCAGACCUACUCUGUCAACAUAGCAAAUGGUCCAAAGCUUCCUACACAUUCAACAAAGCUAUCAUUUUGACCAUGCUUCCUGCUGAAUUUGUGAACUCAGUAGGUGAGGAUAUAACAUCUUUAUUUUUAAAAGUAGACAGCCUAAAAAUCAAAAUUUUAGGGCAUUCUCUCCCAGUGGAAAACUUUGCUGCUUUGAAAUCCCAACGCUAUAGUGGUACUACCUCCUGGCAUACAGCACAACCUGUUCUGGAGCUUAUGUAUAUCUGGAGUGGCUUCCGAAUUAUUAGAAAAAGACAAGACCUCCUUUCACUCUGGCUAGUACUGAUUGAAAAAGAAGAGACAGUUUUACCAGAAGAACAAAACGAAGAUUAUCAAAUAGAUGACAAGUGUUUGGUAUAUUUACUAAAAGGUCUAUGCCUAAAAUAUCUAGGCAAAUACUGGAGAGCUGAGCUAUACUUUAACCGUGUUAUUACAAAUGAAAAAAUGAUCAAGUUUGAUACCUAUUUGGUACCAUAUGCAUACUAUGAGCUGGGAUUACUUCAGUAUCAACAAGGAAAUAAGAAUACAGCAAUAAGAACCCUAAAGUAUAUUAAAAACUUUAAAGACUUUUCCAUGGAGAGCAGAUUACACUUUAGGGUUCAUUUAGCCCUUCAGCAAAUGACUAAAAACAAAUGAUUUUAAAAUAAGUGGUGAUUUUAUUCCACAUAAAUGUAAUAUCUAAAAUAAACAAGAUGCCAUUAACAAAAAAAAAAAAAAAAAAUCAGUUCUGUGUGGAAAGAAUCCAAGAAAAGGUAGUUGCUAAAAGUAUCUGAACAAUAUGUUAAGGUAUCUAACAUCACAGUAACCUCUUUUCAAUAGCUAUCAAAUGCUUCAAAGGUUUAAUUUAGCAAAUAGAGUGAUUUACAUCCUUGAAUAAUAAAAUGUAGAAGAUUGAUCUGGGGAGGUUAAAGGGAUGAGAUCAUUGUUUAAAUCAUAACCUCCUGCUCCUAGCUGCCAAAAAGGCAACUAGAUGGCUUAAAGCAAAGAGCCUGGGCCUGGAGUCAGGAAGACCUGCAUUCAACAUCGGCCUUAGACACCAUCUAGCUGUGUGUUGCUGGGCAAGUCACUAAGCCUACUUGUCUUAAUCCAGUGGAGAAGGAAAUGGCAAACCAUUCCAGGACCUUUGCUAAGAAAAUUCCAUGGACAAUAUAGUCCAUAGGGUCACGAAGAGUUGGAAAUGACUGAAACCACUGAACAAUAACAACAACCUGGUGCCAGGCUCUUAGGAUCUUAGUUUCUUUCUCAUUGAUUAUUUGUCUCAGCAUUAGGAAAUAAUUUGAUUGGCUCAAGCUAUUGUAAAUGAGAAUACUCCCUUUAUAUAGGGCCUAUAAAAGAAAAUAUGAAGACCCUCUGGGCGAGA